AUUCUAUAUUUUAGCAACAAAGUAGAGGAGUUCAACGAUGGAUCUGCAAGUUUAUGCCCCGGAUGCACUGGAUGAAAUGGUUGCGCAAAUCCCGCCUACCCGGAACACCACUUUCUGUCUCGUUGAUCCGGACAAAUGAUCCGGACCAACUUUUAGUUCCUAAAACAGUGGCAUGAGAUUUAAAUGGCAUUUCACUUAAUAAAUAUAUUUUUACAUUGUUUACUGACUGCUUUUCAACUUUGAUUUUCAACCAAUCAAAUUCGGGUCCUGUAAAGAAACUGGCCAAUAAGAUUAGCUCCUGCAACAACCAUCCAAUGAUAAUCCGAUGUAGGGUCUUUUAAACGUGGUUUUAGGAAGUGUCGUUAAACACCAGGAAGUUGUAAACAAAGCUGACAGCUAUUGAGUUAGCUGUUAAGUAUAUCUGCAUGGAUCUCGAAAUAGCUGAAUAAAAAGGCGAUAUUCGUUAUUUUUAAAUAAUAAAACUAACCGGUUUCAAUGUAGCGGUCGUUCUGCGGUUGUUCCCCGGGUCCUGUUCCUCUUAGGUACCGUUACCUGUCUUCCGUUUUAGCGCUGAGGGGAGAAAAAACAAAACAACUACCGUUUUUGUCCGAGGACGUUAGACCAGUCGCCGUUGCCGCACCGAACAGUAAACGUUAAUCGUCUACUAUUUACCCGAUCCACACUGGUUUAACACCACCGGCUUGAACAGCGAGAGGGGUUUAUCUUUGUUAGCUAAACAAAAAUGUCCACGUCCAACGCCAGCUUUAAGAACAAAUGCGUGGCCCAGGUGAACUGCAUCUUCUGUGACAGCCUGUUGUGCACCAGGGGGAUGAAGGCUGUGCUUCUUGCAGACACCGAAGUUGAGCUCUUUUCCACGGAUAUACCUCCAAACAGAACUGUUGACUUUGUGGCCAGCUGCUACUCAACUGAGAGCUGCAAAUGCAAACUGAGGGACAUUGCAUGUCUCAAAUGUGGCAAUGUUGUGGGUUAUCAUGUGGUUGCCCCCUGCAAACCCUGCUUGCUGUCAUGUAACAACGGUCAUUUCUGGAUGUUCAACAGCGACGCUGUGUCCACUCUCAACAGACUUGAUGCUACGGGUCUGAAUCUGCUCCUUUGGGGAGAUCUUCCAGAGUUGGAUGACAGUGAAAACGAAGAAUCGGAAAGCCCGUCUGAGGAGGAGUGCAUUAGGUAGAGUGCAACACGGACAAUGUAAAAGGAACUUAGUGGAUGACAUUCAUUAACGGGUGAGGUGGAGCUGGAAGAGUGUACAGACUAUGCUGGGAGGAGACCAAAAAGAGAAGCAUUAAAGGGUAACUGAACACUGAAUCGCAUAAGGCUGAUAAGCUCUGCUGUAAUCCUCUGUGUGGGCUGUGACUGCAGCUUCUAAUCAUUCGUCAAACUGAUGCUGCAGCAGGUGUUUCGUCUUUGACGGAUAGCGGAGAACACCUGCUGUGACAUCAAUGGGGCGUGGCAGUGAAGCAGAGGUGCACCAAAGUUUUUGUUGAGUUACCCUUUAAGCUGUGACCAUGCCUUUCUCUUCUUUAAUUUACAAUGUUAAAGCACAGAUAAAAAAAAGAAGUAAUGAUAAUUUCUUUAGGGUAUUAUAAAAUAUGUAGCCGAGGAGAUUGGAGGACAUUCUUGCCUCUUACUUUUUGUUUAACUAUGAGUAAAGCAGAAGAAGCGACGAUAUAAGAUGGUGUUUAAUUUAGUUCAGACUCUGUGAAAGGAUGGCCACAGCUCACCCAGUUGUGUUCUGUACAGAUAACAUGCUGUGAUUGAGAGCUGUGUCUUAAAGGCCUAUAUGUGUUCUCGCUGUGUGGCUUGGUGCUGAAUGAAACCUCGAGUGCUUUUUGAAUCUCACAUAUUAGAGAAAUGGCACAAAUAUUAAAUGAUGUACACGUUCCUUGCUUU
This is a messenger RNA of Xiphophorus couchianus (Monterrey platyfish), 1911 nucleotides long. Its product is annotated as protein FAM72A. Lineage: Eukaryota; Metazoa; Chordata; Actinopteri; Cyprinodontiformes; Poeciliidae. The transcript is spliced from 4 exons. The record is from RefSeq and is a predicted model, not a curated record. Gene Ontology annotation, cellular component: cytosol. Bases 743 to 1192 code for a protein of 149 amino acids.